UCGGGUGAAAAAUAGCGCGGGAAAGAAGAGACCAAUUAGGGCAACUUUGGCAGGACAAUUUAUAAUAGGCUUUGAAUAUUUAGGCCCGUUAAGCUGGUGAAUAUAUAAAACUAUUACUAAAAAAUUAAAACCCGAAAUUCUUUCGUUUUUUUUUUGAUCAAAACCCGAAGAUUCAAAAACCAUUUUAGUAAAGGAAGGUCAAAACCGUAAAUUAGGUGUCCCCUCUGCUUCUUCUUUUUUUGGCUUUCCUCUUUGGCAUUACUCUCCCAGCAGAUUUCUUGGUGGAGUAAGUUAAUGACGUUUCUCUAAGAUCAGAUUCCAACUCUUUCCUUCUCAGUUUUAUUUUUCUCUACUCACAAACGCUUCACGGUCUCAUAGUUGAACCACAGCCAUGGGAAUCUCUCGACCUCCGAUCUCUGUUUUCGUAUUUUUCUUGCUCUCCUCCGCUCACCAUCUCUCCCUCGGAGAUCCCAUCACUUGCUCCGGGAUAGUUCCUUUGAAGAACAGGAGCCAGAUGCUGUCGAUUUCUGACUUUGGAGCUGUCGGUGACGGCACCACCUUGAACACAAAUGCCUUUAACGCCGCCAUUGAUCAGAUACGGAACGACAAAAACGUAAGCGAGGGAAGUCUUCUGUACGUGCCACGUGGUGUGUAUUUGACUCAGAGCUUCAACCUUACCAGUCACAUGACUCUUUACCUCGCCGAUGGGGCUGUCAUCAAAGCCCUUCAGGAUACCGAGAAAUGGCCUUUGAUAGAUCCUUUACCCUCUUAUGGCAGAGGAAGGGAGCGCCCUGGUCAAAGGUAUAUUAGCUUUAUCCAUGGAGACAGCCUUACCGACGUAGUUAUCACAGGCAAAAAUGGAACCAUUGACGGUGCGGGAGAACCUUGGUGGAACAUGUGGAGACGUGGAACUCUAAAAUUCACCAGACCGGGUCUCAUUGAAUUCAACAACUCCACUAACAUCCUCAUCUCUCAUGUUGUUCUCCAGAACUCCCCUUUCUGGACACUUCAUCCUGUUUACUGCAGUGAUGUUGUAGUUCAUCACGUUACCAUCCUCGCUCCAACUGAUUCCCCAAACACCGAUGGGAUUGAUCCAGAUUCGAGCUCUAACGUAUGUAUAGAAGACUCCUACAUAUCCACUGGCGACGACCUUGUAGCCGUGAAAAGCGGUUGGGACGAGUAUGGCAUUGCCUACAACCGUCCCAGCCGUGACAUCACCAUCCGACGCAUCAUCGGAUCUACUUCAUUUGCUGGAAUAGCUAUCGGAAGCGAGACCUCCGGAGGAAUCCAGAAUGUCACGGUCGAGAACAUCACCUUGUACAAUUCCGGGAUAGGCAUCCACAUCAAGACAAACAUUGGCCGGGGAGGAAGCAUCCAGGGGAUCACAGUCUCAGGUGUUCAUCUGGAAAAAGUUCGGACCGGGAUUAAGAUCUCUGGCGACACAGGAGACCACCCGGAUGAUAAAUUCAACAUAUCCGCUCUUCCGGUCGUAAGAGGCAUAACGAUCAAGAACGUUUGGGGCAUCAAAGUCGAGCGUGCUGGCAUGGUUCAGGGAUUGAAAGAUGCACCUUUCACCAAUCUCUGCUUCUCCAAUGUUACAUUCACCGGAACAAAAAGCUCUCCGAUAUGGAAAUGCUCAGAUGUUGUAGGAGCCGCUGAGAAAGUCAACCCCACGGCUUGCCCUGAGCUGACAUCAACCUCCCAACAAGGCGGUUCCUGCGAAUACCAAGCAUAAUAUAUGUACACUCCAAAAGCGUAAUGUAAUUUAUGGUAUUCUUCAUAUUCUGCAAUCAAUUUAAUUUUAAUCAAACUAUAGGAUUAAGGUUUUUUACAGAAUCACAUAUUAUAGACAAAAUCAUCCCAUAUCAUACAUACGGAAACUAUUUGUUUACCAGAAGAGCCACCAUGUGUAAGAGGGCUUUACUUUAUUGUAUCUUUACUAGACUUAAAAGACAAACUAGCGUCUUCUUAUUGUUCAGACCAAAUGGUUAAGAAACUUGCGAAUCUUUGUCCUGAACAAAUUCUCUCUUUCACCUUCUCCUUCUUCUUUGCGCUUCAUCAAAGUCACCGUAAUCUUCAUGGAAACAUCAUCCUCCGCCUCGAGAUGGCGUUUUGUCUCCUCCACCGCGAUGGGACCGACAAACAUCUUGACCGCCGGAAUAUCCACGACUACGCCGUCUAACGAAGGAUCUUCACCGGAGAAGAUCAUGUCGUUGCCGUAAGGGAUCUGGAGGCCUCGUCGGAACAGCUCGUGUCGACGGUGGUGGCACGGACGGCGGUUGAAAGUCAAGGGACGUCUAGGGAAGUGACGAUUGAUUGGAUGGAAAUUCAUGAAAUUGACCGGUACAGUGAUCUCAUCGGAAGAUGUUAAUUCGGGUCCUGAUGACCCGGAUCCGUGAAUGGUUGGGUUGUUGGUAUCUUCGGCAGAUAAAGUGUUAAGGUUAUCGGGGAUGAUUUCAUUUUCAGGCUUGGAGGAAACGACGGUGAGAGCCAACGUGAAUAAGAGAAGGGUGAGCUUGGACAUUAUUGUUGAAAUUAUGCAAAAGUCUUUAUGGUAAUAAACUUUUAAUUGCGUGUGGAGAUUGUUUAUAGACUUGUGAACGGUGUUACUAUCAUUAGAAGUUUUCUCCGGGACCCAUUUUGAGGCUAAUUAUUUUCUAACAUUGACAAUAAUA
Messenger RNA from Eruca vesicaria subsp. sativa (arugula), 2675 nucleotides. The record is from the annotation of a GenBank genome assembly. NCBI's taxonomy places the organism in Eukaryota, Viridiplantae, Streptophyta, Magnoliopsida, Brassicales, Brassicaceae.